Messenger RNA from Athene cunicularia (burrowing owl), 3054 nucleotides. RefSeq names its product kinesin family member 19 (gene KIF19). Gene Ontology annotation, molecular function: microtubule binding; microtubule motor activity; ATP binding. Lineage: Eukaryota; Metazoa; Chordata; Aves; Strigiformes; Strigidae. The coding region runs from base 1 to 3054 and encodes 1017 amino acids. Gene Ontology annotation, biological process: microtubule-based movement. The transcript is spliced from 20 exons. The record is from RefSeq and is a predicted model, not a curated record.
AUGUGCACCUCCCUGGGCAAAUCGCCCAGCCCUGAGCUGGCAUCAUCUCACAGCUCGGCCAUGAAGGAGCAGCAGCUUACGGUGGCCCUUCGCAUCCGUCCCAUCAACGCAGCAGAAGCGGAGGAGGGAGCUGCCCUCGCUGCCCGCAGGACGGGUGAGCAGAGAGUGGUCCUGAUGGAUCCAACCGAAGAUCCAGAUGACAUCUUGCGAGCUAACAGAUCCCGAGAAAAAACAUUUGUAUUUGACAUGGUUUUUGAUCACAGAGCAACCCAGGAGGAAGUGUAUGUGUCCACGACCAAAAGCCUGAUUGGAGGAGUCAUUUCUGGCUACAAUGCAACCAUUUUUGCAUAUGGCCCAACAGGAGCAGGAAAAACCUACACGAUGCUCGGGACAGACUGUGAACCAGGGAUUUACAUCCGCGCCCUUGAUGACCUCUUCAAGGCCCUUGAAGCUACGGCCGAGGAGAUGGAUCACACAGUCUCCAUGUCCUACCUGGAGAUCUAUAACGAGGUGAUCCGUGACCUCCUGAACCCAUCCUCAGGGUUCUUAGACCUGAGAGAGGAUUCCAGAGGUAGCAUCCAGAUAGCAGGAAUUACAGAAGUCUCCACAACAAAUGCUCAGGAGAUCAUGCAGCUGUUAAUGAAAGGAAACAAGCAACGCACCCAGGAACCCACUGCUGCCAACAAGACGUCCUCCCGCUCCCACGCAGUGCUGCAGGUGACGGUGACGCAGAAAAGCCGAAGGAAGGUGGUGGGCAAGGAAAUGCUUAUUGGAAAACUUUUCAUGGUCGACUUGGCAGGGUCAGAGAGAGCAGCGCAGACUCAGAACCAGGGCAAGAGGAUGAAGGAAGGAGCCCAUAUCAACCGCUCACUGCUGGCUUUAGGCAACUGCAUCAACGCUUUGAGUGAGAAGGGGGGGAGCCGGGCCCAGUUUGUCAACUUUCGAGACAGCAAACUCACCCGUCUGCUGAAGGACUCAUUAGGGGGCAACAGCAGGACUGUUAUGAUUGCACAUAUCAGCCCAGCCAGCACCUCCUUUGAAGAAUCUCGAAUGACCUUGAUCUAUGCCUAUCGAGCAAAAAACAUCAAGACACAGGUAAAGUGUAACCUGCAGAAUGUCUCCUACCACAUUGACCAAUACACCAGCAUCAUCGCAGACCUCCGCAGGGAGAUCGAGCAUCUGAAGGCGAGGGGUGAAAACCAGGAGAAGGAGAAAAGUGCAGUCAGCUCCAGCCUCGGGGAUCUGCAAGCAGAGAGGCACCAAGGCCCUGAGGCACGCAGUGGGCAAACAAUGAAUGCUUUGCGGGCACAGCUGAUCGGGGCUUUCAGGGAGCAGAUGGAGAUGCGCCGCAGCCUGAUGGAGCUGGAAAACACCAACAUCGAGCUGCAUGUUGAUACCUGCAGACACCUCCUAACAAUCACAGACUGGGAACGAGAGAAGGCUCAGGGUGCAUGCAAGUAUGGCAAACCAGCGAAGGAGGAGAAAGAUGAAAACACAGAGGAGGAAGACAGAGAAGUCGGUAUCACAGAUGCACCUGAACCUCAUGAAGUUACAGUAGCAAGAGAAGAGAUCAACCUGCUGCUGGCAGAGCAGCACAAGACGGCAUCCCUGAAGUCAGAGCUGGAGCAGCGCUUAGCAAAUGCCAAGGAAAAAGCUGCCCAGAUGGAGGAGUUUUUCCCCAGACAAAUUGCCAGUGAGGAUCAGCAAGAGGUUCUAAGGCUCCUCUGCAGAGCCCAUGAGCUUGAGCUUGGCAACACAGAGCUGCAGGCAAAUACACUGUACAAGGAGAGUCUAUUGUGCCAGAAGGAUUUUGUGAUCCAGCAACUGCAGCAGCACAUGCUACUCUGUGAAGAAAUUAUUCAGCAGCAGCAGAUGCUGAUAAAAGCCCAGAACAUUCCUGUCCCAGAGACACUGGUGAGGUUACACUGCCUGCACCUCUCUGAGUUGGAGGAGGGGACGCUGAACCGCGUGCUGCUGCUGCAUUCAGUGAUGUCCAGCAUGCUCCGGCCCCACAACAGCCCAUCUCUGGAUGUAAGUCAGCAUCUGGAUCUAAAUAAAGAUGAGGUCAGAAAGGGCCUACCUGGGAACAUGAAGGAUCUUCCCUGGGGGGUGAAGUUUGACAUUCCCUCCAUCACCCUGGAGUCAGACAGUGGCAGCUGCAGAUCAUCUAAAAUGUCACCCUGUAGGAAGGAGGGAUCUCUGGAUAACCACCUCAGCCCAACUUUCUCUGGUUUGCCAAAAACCCCAGGUCAGCAGCAGAAACCAACAGGUAUUACUGCAGGAAAGAUGACUCCCAGGCUGCGUUCCCCCACGUCUCUAGACUUGCAUGGGAAAAAGUCACCUCCAGACAGUGCUGCUGUUCCACUGAGUCUGGAGACCUUGGAGGAAAUUGCUGCCAACACCAAAAGCAUCUCCCUCGUUGCAGCCAGUCGCCGUUCCAGAGCCCAACACAGAGAUCCUGGAAGCAAAGUCUCUUCAGCCCACUUCCCUGAGGAGGACAUGCUUAAGCAGAAGUAUCUGGAGGCCAGUUCCACCCCAGACUGUCAGACAAGAGACAGUACACGUACUGGGGGGUUGCUGUUAGAGCCUGCAGCUGGGAGCCAGCUGUGCUCCCCAGCCCAGGUUGUGCUGAAGAACAGGAAAGACCAGGAGAUGCCUGCUGAGAGGACAGCCAGAAAGAAAAGAUCUCGCUCUCUUGAACCAAACUUCCACAGGACCUCAAAAUCUAAGCAAUGGACUCCCUCGAGCCCCAGUACAGACAAGGCUUGUGAGAACCACCUGUGCCGAGCUAGACUCUUCCGUCAGACAAAAGCUGUGAGCAGCAUAUCCAUUGCCACGAAGGUCAAGGUUCCUGUUGGCUACUGUUCAGAGGGGACUCCACUAGAGGUGCUGCCGAAAGACAGUGCUCCUGCAAGCACUGUCCAGCAGAGCAACGCCUAUCGCAUCAAAGGACGGGUCCUACAGAAGCAAGUCAAAGGGCCUGCAGAUGGUGCCAGCAGUCGGCAAAAGCAGCAGCCAGACGCCCGCUUGGGGAACCAGCUGAAGACUAAAUAG